Lactuca virosa is the source of this 564-nucleotide messenger RNA. The record is from the annotation of a GenBank genome assembly. NCBI's taxonomy places the organism in Eukaryota, Viridiplantae, Streptophyta, Magnoliopsida, Asterales, Asteraceae.
AUGGAGGAAAAUCAAGCUUUUCCAAAAGUCGAUGUACACUAUAAUGGUACUUUUGUGCCUAAUCUGUUAGUGUAUAUUUUGCUCCACAAGUACUACGUCUUAAUGAAGAUGCAAACGAGUUUGGUUUCUCCGAUUUCAUCAAAUAUGUUGAGAAGCUUAUCGAUUUUCAGUGCAAGCAUGUGUAUUACUGUAUACCUGAAACAUGUGGAUGUGUAUAUUGACCAUGAUAAUGAACCUCUAUUUGAGUGGAUUCAGAAAGAAGAACCAGACGAUGAAGAACUUGUGUAUUCAGAAGAAGAUGUCGACUCUGUUUUGGCAGAUGAUGAGAACUGUGAACAUGAAGAGGAUGAAUGUGUUACAUCAAGCAAAAGAAUCUUCAAAAGAACCUAUAAUGAUAAGUUUUUGAACAAGUUAUGUCCAGUAGUUGUUGAAGAUGAAGAUGAAAAAGGCAAUGAACUUCCAGCUGUCUACCCUAGGCAUGAUGCUACUCAGGAAUGGAGGAAGAUGAAGCCUGAACUAGGAAUGCAAAAAGAUUUGCAUUGUGUGAAAUUGAGGGUGAUUUGA